Zonotrichia albicollis (white-throated sparrow) is the source of this 5058-nucleotide messenger RNA. It is a transcript of the gene TACR2, whose product is annotated as tachykinin receptor 2. Gene Ontology annotation, molecular function: substance K receptor activity. Gene Ontology annotation, cellular component: sperm midpiece; plasma membrane. Lineage: Eukaryota; Metazoa; Chordata; Aves; Passeriformes; Passerellidae. Gene Ontology annotation, biological process: G protein-coupled receptor signaling pathway; positive regulation of flagellated sperm motility. The record is from RefSeq and is a predicted model, not a curated record.
ACACAUAUAAUAUUCAUAUUAAUAUUUGCGAAAAGCCAAUCAUAAAAUACAUGCUUUUUUCACACUGGGGAAGGAGAUGCAGCCAUCCCAAAGGAAGGAUCUUGCUGAAUUGUAUCAAAUACAGUUUCUCUCUUGCCGUGAGAGCUCACGGGAAUUCCGGCAGGGUCCUGGAAACUUGAGGAUUUCAGGACUGGUGAAACUGGAGCAUUAACUAUCCCUGCAUGUAAGCCUGUAAAAUCCUGAUAGAGCAGCAUGGCCAUUGCAGAGGUUAUUGGAAACUGAGUGCAGCAAGGGGGGAAGCUUCACAUACCACUUUGCCACGUUUAAUUUGAUGUCAAAUUGGUUGUUUAGCUUUCCCCUGCAAGAGACUCCACCUCCUUUCAAAGUCCCCUUAAAACCUGUUGAGAUUUUAUCCCAGUGCAACUCCUGCCUUGUGCUGAAUAGUUGCACAGGGAAAGAACAGCAAAGAUCCUCAGUCCCACUGCAGGGGAUUCAGACACCUAAAACUGCUGCCCUGACAAAGAGUUUCUGCUUGGAUUGAAGUGGGUUUUGGAUUCCGUUUAUGUUCUCUUGUCCCUAAAAUUAAUUCAAAGGAAGAUAUCGCUUGCUGCUGGCCUGGAAAACAUCUUCCUUUCCCUUUUUUUCCUUCCUUUUUUAGAGGAAAAAAGAAACUUGAAGAAGAGAGUUGUUCUUCAGCUUUUUGCUCUUCAGGCAUAGGUUAAAAUGCCAGGGAAGAAGGAGGAGGCCCUUGGCAUGGUACAUCUCCUCCUGGAACUGCACUGCAUCACUCGGAACACAGGAGGAAAGGACACGAGACAGCUCAUCCCCAUGUCCUUUUAACAGCACUUGCCUAAAUGCAUGGAAAUUCAUACAGCAGCAUCCACGGCAAGGAAAUGAGCAGAUGCCAGGAGAUUUUCUUUCCCACUCACAAGAAGUGAAAAGCCAUGGGCGUGUUUUCUGUUUUUAACGCCAGCAACGUUUCGCAGGCCGGCUCCCUGGAGAAUGGCAGCAACUGGACAGCAGCAACCCAGUUCAGCCAGCCAGGCUGGAGGAUUGCUCUGUGGGCCAUCACCUACUCCUUCAUCGUCGUCACAUCCAUCCUGGGCAACGCCACCAUCAUCUGGAUUAUCCUGGCUCACAGGAGGAUGAGGACGGCCACCAAUUACUUCAUCGUCAACUUGGCCCUCUCAGACCUGCUGAUGUCUGCCUUCAACACCAUCUUCAACUUUAUCUAUGCCAGCCACAACGUCUGGUACUUUGGUGAGGAGUUCUGCAGGUUUCAGAACUGGUUCCCCAUCACUGCAGUGUUUGUGAGCAUUUACUCCAUGACAGCUGUGGCUGCAGAGAGGUACGUGGCCAUCAUCCACCCCUUCAAGCCCAGGCUGUCUGCUGGGAGCACCAGGGUCAUCAUUGGCAUCAUCUGGCUGGUGGCAUUCGGGCUGGCCUUCCCCCAGUGCUUCUAUGCUGAGAUCACCAUGGACAAUGGCACCAUGAAGUGCAUCGUGGUCUGGCCUGAUGACGUGGGAUCCAAGCACCAGCUGGCGUACCACAUCGCCGUGAUUGUGCUGAUCUAUUUACUGCCUCUGAUGGUGAUGUUUGUGGCAUACAGCAUUAUAGGAGUCACUCUGUGGAGCAGCACAGCUCCAGGCAGCCACCUGAACAGAGUCCACUAUGAGCACCAAGUCAAUGCCAAAAAAAAGUUUGUGAAGACCAUGGUGGUAGUGGUGAUCAUUUUUGCUGUCUGCUGGCUGCCCUAUCACAUCUACUUCAUCCUGGGCAGCUUCAAGGAAGACAUCUACCAGCAGAAGUACAUCCAGCAGGUGUAUCUGGCAGUCUUCCUCCUUGCCAUGAGCUCCACAAUGUACAACCCCAUCAUCUACUGCUGCCUGAACCAGAGGUUUCGCUCUGGAUUCAAGCUGGCCUUCCGCUGGUGUCCCUGCAUAAAAGCAACUGAGAAAGACAAACUUAAACUCAUGUCCCCAUCUCUCUACCAGACAACCCUCAGGAAGUCAAGAACGAGUUUCAACACAGAAACUCAACUGAAUGAGAAAGAGAAGACAUCCUUUACCCUCACCCAGUUGACACUCUGAUUUCCUGCUCCUAGUUCUGGCUCCAUCCCAUACACCAAGCAAGGCAGUAGAUCUGAAGAAGCUCUUUUUCUCUGGAGCAGCUAUUUCCUACAGGACUUCUUUAGAUGCCAUCAGCAUUGAAGGCAGUGUGUUGAUAACACUCCUAUCCAUGUAGGUCCAAGCUGCAGGUACAAGUUUAGCCCUCCCUUACAUCAACAACUGCAAUACAGAACAGACAUCGGGCCCAGGAGGCCAGAAACUCAGCAAAGCAGAUCUGAGGCAGUGCCAAUCAGAAGAAUAUAAAUUCUUCUCUUCUACAUUGUGAUCUCCUGAUUUCUGUUCCACCAGGAGAAACUGAAGUAGGAAAGGGGUGAUGGAGCAGAAAGGCUGGGGCUCCUGUGGCCCAGCUGGGAUGGACCCAGGGCUGUGUGGGCAGCCAAGUGCCAGGGCUCACCAGCCCCAAGGCACUGUGUACCAAAGCCUGUUUACGACAGAGCCAAACACCAACACAUCCAGACUGAAAAAUCCAGCCUGCCCUCAACAUUUUCUGCAUUCUGGGAUUUUCAUGCCAGCAGUUUCACCAGCAGAAACAGUUCCUUAAGAUGUUGUCAGUGCACGGAUUUCUAUAACCUUGCCCCAAAAUAUGAUGUUGGUUUCCUAUUAAACCAUGCUCAAGUGAUUUCUCCUUCACAUUAAUUGUGGUGCCUAAUUUGAAGAGUGAGGCUCCCUCAGAAGAGUCAGUAGCCAGGGAUGGCCAGUGGCUUGGUCAGGGCUCAUGGAUCCACUCAGAAUCCACCUUGUUUACAUCCUUUUAGCCCUAACAGCAGUGCUCCAUCGCUGUCUUGUCCCAGACAGUCCUUCACCUUCCCUUUCCAGACUUACCCCAUAUUUAUCCUCACUGCUCUUCCCAGGUAUGAAAAUAAAAGCUGGAAUAUGUCAUCUUCCCAGCCUGAGGCAUUAUGUGCAGGCACACAAACCAGGAGAAGCUGAAAUAUAAACAUUAUGUAAAAGUAAUGCAGCAUUUAAUAAUGAUGUGGUAAGUUAGCACCUUCACCUCUCAUGACAGGUUUGUAAAUAAUAUCACAGAGCCAUACCUUAUCAAUUAAAGAGCUCCUGUGAUGUUGACAAGAUCCAGUUAUUUGAAAUAUUCUCCUUUGCUCUGUGAAAGCCAAACUUGAGAGCCCUUGUCACACAGCAGGCCAUGUUAUUCCUGUGAUAUGUGAAGCAUGCCCCAUGGUAAAUCCAUGUAAUUCUCCAUUAAUAAAUACAGACAGGGUUAAAUACCACACAGCUGUAAAGACAUCCAGGUCAGCAAUAAUUCCCUCCCCUGCAUGUUCACUUGUGCUCUGAGGAGCAAGGCAGUCCUUGCAGUCAGUAAAGAAAAACACUUGAAGAAUCUCAUUUUUAUGGCAAAGGGGGAAUGAACAAAAAGCACAGAACGGGGUUCAGAAGUUCAGAAACACUUUAUUUUGCCUUCUGCUAUUUUCUUAAGAAAACAAAACAAAACAAGGUCUGCUUGUUUUAAAACUCAUUCAAAAGGCUUCUGAGAGAACCCCAGAGGAGUAAGGAGCAGAUGACAUUACAACAGUGGUAUGCAAAUGGUCUUUUCCCCAGGAAAUAUAAGAUUUUUGUGUUCAUAUUGCAGUAAUUACAGCUUAACAGUUAAGAGGACUGUGAUUUUAUUCACCAAGCCUAAAAGCUUUAAGAAAGACAUCUCAGUCAUUGAUUGUAUAACAUUGGAGACAUUUCUUCAGACAGUCAUAGCUUGUGAUUCACUUGGAACAGUUUCCUAGGGGUAAGAAGUAGUCUGGAAAUGGAAAUCCCACCAUGUCUCCCUUUGGAAAAGAACUGCCGUGUCUUACCAAGCACAUCAACUAUGGUCCACGGUAGGAAAAGUUAGAAACACAAACUCACUCCCUAUUUGUUAUGAGCUGGAUCCAAUAAACAAAACGACCUAUGCCAGCAUCUCCAAAAUCCACAGUCACCCUGAGACCAAGUUUAAGUUCCACUUCUCCCUCACCCUGUAUCCUGCUCUGAGCCUGGCCCUCGGGUGCCAAAGAGCUGCAGAGCCAGGUCCCAGGCACGGCUCACACCACCCCUACAGCACUGCCGGCGGCAGGCACAAGAUCUGCAAACCUCCAAGCAAUUCAAAUGCAACGUGUCCCCUGCGCCCAAAAACCUUUCUCACCUUCUUCUGUCUCCUGUUUGGGGUCAUAGCUGCACAUCAAGGCUGUCAGAGACUAUUCAGGCUGUAACAUAAAACGCGUUAUUGGAGAAGCACAGCUUUAGUGUACGCAAAAGGGGCUUUCAUCCAGCACAGCUCCAUCACCGGCUGUGCCAGCCAGGGCUGCAGAGCACCUGACAGCGGUGCUGAGCCAGCAUUAACGCUACACACACAGGGAGCUCACAGCCUGGUGACACCACACCGCCCUCAAGGCAGCACCCCAAGGCUUUCCUGCAGCACACAUCCCCCUGCACAAGGCAGGGGCACCCAGGGGCCCCUAAGAUUUGGGCGCUGUCAGCGCUGUGCCUCUGCUGAACUACGCUAGGAAACACGAGGCACGGGGACCUGUGUGAAUCUGACCCCGAAUGCCCGGGAAUAAAAACACACACACAAAACACAGGCACCACUGGGAUUAGGUUGCAGCUCUCCCUACACAAUAGCUCUUCCCAAAGCACUAAGCCACCAGCCAACAGCACCUCUUCCAGAAAGAACCACUAAACACCAGUUAACGCACAUCAAAAAAGUUUAAUAUUUUCACAAGUAUCACGUAACACUAGUACCAGAGCUACUAGUGUGCAAAGUAAAAAGACCCUCUACCUUUGCAAAACCAGUUAGGCAUGCAAUUUUUCAGGUAGACACACACUUAAAGCUGCAAUGACUGUUUGUGACUUACAGGUUACUUUACAACAUUCACUCACAGUGCACCAUAAUGCAUAUUGAAAUGUUAUCGAUAGGUAGGGGCAAUCCAAAUCUUAGGGAGUGGAA